AAGCAAUAUAAUUAUGUACCACCAUAUAACAAAGCGCAUUCUAUUGCAAAGUUAUGGAUUCUGUUCAAGAGGAGCCACCCAAAAAAAUUAUCAAGACCGAACCAAAUGAAGAUCAAAUAAAAGCAAAACCUGAAAAAAUCAAAGAAGAGAAUAAAAAGAAAGAUGUUGAUGUUAGAGAAGAAAUAUCUCCAACAAGGGACGUAGAGGCUGAAUGUGAUGGAUUUGCGCCAGCAUCCGACGUGGUUGUGGAUAAAAUUGAUUCACUGAAAACUUUAGGACCAUUUAUUGCGGCGCGAGAUAAUUCCCAAAACAUUGUUUAUUUCCAGGACCUGCCCGAUAUUUGCAAGACUGAACCAUGUAUGGUGGGUAUAGACGAAGCUGGACGUGGUCCAGUUCUCGGUCCAAUGGUUUAUGGUAUGGCAUUCUGCCCAUUGAAUAGAAAGCAAGUAUUAAUCGAUUUAGGAUGUGCUGACUCCAAACAGUUAACAGAAGAAAAACGUGAGUUUAUAUUUAAUGAUUUGAAUACUUCAAAAGCAGCACGGAAUUGUGUUGGUUGGUCUGUAGAAUUGAUUUCACCUAAUAUUAUUAGCACUAGCAUGCUGCGACGCUCAAAAUGUUCACUCAAUGAAGUAUCUAUGACAUCAGCGAUUGAACUUAUUAAACGUGCAAUUGAGGAAGGAGUGAAUAUUGCAGAGGUGUAUGUGGAUACUGUUGGCCCCCCAGAAAAAUAUCAAGAAAAAUUGAAAGGAAUAUUUCCACAAUUUAAAAUUACUGUCGCUAAAAAGGCAGAUUCUACUUAUCCAAUUGUCUCAGCCGCUAGUAUUUGCGCUAAAGUCACUCGCGACACCGCUUUAAAAGUAUGGAAGUUUCCCGAAGGAAUCAAGUUGAGUUCUGCCAAAUUUGGUAGUGGCUAUCCAGGUGAUCCAGUCACUAAACGUUUUCUCAGUGAGAAUUUGGACAUGGUGUUCGGUUUCCCAAGACUUGUACGUUUCAGCUGGUCAACGGCAGAGAACGCUCUGGCAAAUAAAGUAUUUGAAAUGGAAUUCGAUGAGCCAGAUGAUCAAAAACCGAAAUAUGCUGGGCCUAAGUUAACUCAGUUUUUCAAAGGAGCGACAAAACAUGGUGAUGUGCAACGUAAACCCUGUCGAUUUUUUAAGGAACGUUUUCUAGAUAAUGUUACAGAUUUCUAAUAAGUCAGAUUGUAAAGUACUAUUUGAUGAAAACUAUGUAACCUGUAAUAAACUUUUAGUUGUAAUAGAAAUAAAAUAU
Messenger RNA from Bactrocera latifrons, 1269 nucleotides. Its product is annotated as ribonuclease H2 subunit A. The record is from RefSeq and is a predicted model, not a curated record. Gene Ontology annotation, cellular component: ribonuclease H2 complex. Lineage: Eukaryota; Metazoa; Arthropoda; Insecta; Diptera; Tephritidae. The transcript has a single exon. Gene Ontology annotation, molecular function: RNA-DNA hybrid ribonuclease activity; RNA binding. Bases 54 to 1190 code for a protein of 378 amino acids. Gene Ontology annotation, biological process: mismatch repair; DNA replication, removal of RNA primer.